GUCUCAAUAGUAGCCAGUCUGUGCAUGACGGUCGUAGCGCGCGGUUGGUCGCGCUCCUGCGCGGCAACAUGUCGCGCCUCCCCGCGUUGUUCGUGCUCCAGGCGCUAAUCGCCUUUGUGAUUGCCGAACAUACCGGCGUGUGCAAUUUAUCUUACUGCAAGUGUGUCCCGGCAAAACACCCUUUGCGGACCAAUGUCAACUGCUCUGUUCCUCAUAACCAGAAACUGAACAUUUUUGAAGGCGACCUACCGGAAAGCACUGAAGUUUUGACCGUGGCCGGUGCAGAAGCCUUAAUGAUAGAUGCGAAUUCUCUCUCUCGGCUGGAAGAUGCACGACACGUGCACUUAUCGCGCAACAAGCUGAUCCUCAUGAGGACCGCUUCUGCCGUCAACCUCAACAUCAUAAAUCUAUACUUAGAAAUCGACAAUUGCGAUGUUCUGAGUAUCGAAACGAAGACCUUCAGCAAUAUUAAAGGGCCGCUCUCUGUGACAAUACGAGACUGCGAUUACGUAUCUUUGGAGGGCAGAGCUUUUUCGUGGCUUUUAUCUAUUAAAAUCGACAAUGUUCGCCACCUACAACUAGGUCCCGGUACCUUUAUGCUAGAUCCAACUGCAGCUAACGUCGGAGAACACGGACCAGGCAUGACGGUUCAAUUGAAAAAUAUUAAGAGCACAGAGUUUCCGGAAAUGACAUUCGGCUCUUCGGCAGCUUUGAUCUCAUUGGAAUCGGUUGAAGUACGCAGUGUUCAAGCUGGAGCUUUCCCUGCCAACACAUAUAAUAUAGUCAUGGCGACAAACUGCACCUUUCAUCGCAUUGAAGGAGAAUCUUUUGCACCAAAAUCACUUAUAAACAAUUUGUAUUUUCAUGGGUGCAAAAUACAUUUACUUGCUUCGAAGUCACUUCAGUCGGCUGUGGCCAAUUUGAAUAUUUCAAGAUCCAGAUUCGAAAAUAUAGAGACAGGCGCCAUAAAUGCCACUGUAGUUGCAGUCGUUAUAAUCGAUAGUGUGUUUCAUAUAUUCAAUGAGAAAGGGUUCGAACUUUCUUCAUGGAACAAACUUCUAAUAGAAAGAAACUCAUUUGACGAAUUAGCACCAAACGCUAUUGUUGCCCCCGGUGGCUCGAUACAUGAAUUAGUAUUUGUAGAAAAUGAAAUUGAGGAUAUGCAUAUGGGAAGCCUUGGAUUUAUAGGCCAGGCGUACUCGAAAUUUUCGGAUAAUAUUCUUUUCGAAAGUAACUACUUUGGUAAGCCCUGUUAUUGCAAUAUUAGUUCUUGGCUAGCAACAGGAUUGGGUACCGCCUCUGGAGAGCCAUUUGAAAGUGAAAGUUAUUGUACUGUUAAUGAGUUCUUUGCUCGUUGUUUUAACGAACCCGAACAGAACAUGGUUUUAAAGAAAUUCUCCGAUAAUGUUUGUAAUGACAAACCAAAUAUUCAAUGCGAAACUUAUAAAAACCCUGACUCAGGGACUGUUCCUAAAAUAAAGAAUCCGAGAUUCCCUCAUAAAAAGAACGUUCGAGGGGAUAUAAGUGAAAGAGAUAAGAAGAUCAUUGGUAUAGUCAUUGUGACUGCUUUAGCCUGUGUCAUCAUAGUUAUGUUUAUAAGUUUCAUCAGAUGGAUGAGACGGCGAGGGCAUUGUGUAAAUUUGAAAAAUCUCAUAAUUUCAUCUAACUCAUCAUGUGGCGCCCUUUGUGAUCGAUUGUGCGUUUGCGGUUUAAACAAUGGCCUAGAUAAUGCUAGAUCCAUUUCACAGCUAUCUGUUAAUGAAUAUUCCGAGCGACAUCGGCUUAAUGAACCACGCGUCGAAGACGUUGUUCAAGAAACUAAUAUUCCAAGUGUAUUUACCCAAGAAGUAGUAGAGGUUGAAAAUAAAUCGACUCAAACAUUACCUGAAGAACUAACUAAAGAGUUAUUAGAAAACUUGAAAGAAAAACUAGAAGAUCCUGAAAAUUAUAUCGAAGCUCGCGAAAUGAUUGAACAUCUUUACGAGCUCAUUAAAGUCGAAGAGAGUUGCAAUAACAACACUCCUACAUUGCUGAAUGUUGAAGAAAAUAUUUACGAUUUACCUUUUCAAAAUACAACCCCACGGAUUGGUAAAAAUAAGAAACAGAUGAUUAGUGUAGGAACUCGUACUCCUUCGCUGGAUAAAUUGACCCCGCUAUCACCAUACAACAGGCAAACUGCAUUAGUGCAUGAAUAUUUUGAGCCCAAAGACUUUGCUGUUCACUUAUAUGCGGAAAUAGCUAAUUGCGACAAAGAAAAGAAGACACUUCUGGGUAAUAUACCUGAUGUUUUGGGCGAACAAGCUGUUCCUCGAGGUCCAUAUCUCCGCGCCGUGCGUGAUAAAAUGAAUUCAAAUGCUAGCGACAGCCCUUCAAUCAAUUCUCCUAACAACACUAUUGGCAGCCCUCAACUUAUGUCCACGAUAAAAUCCAAUAAAUCUACAGCUUCAAACGCUUCAAAAAAAAUGAUAAACAGGCCGUUACCUGAGAAACCUAUUGGAAACGUAGAUCCUGGCGAGGGUACGUCUUUUCGACACGGUUAAACUGGCAAGAAGUGGCGAAUCGCCUUUGACCGCAGCCAAAAUGGUAAUAAUCUUUGCGAUCUCGAGUUAAUUGCGUAAAGUAUAUUAGUGCUCCUGAUGAAAGUAUGAGCGCGACGUUUGCUUAAUGUUUCUUUGCUGUGAUAUUUAGUUUGUUUAUUUAAAAUAAUUAUUUCGAUACGAUUAUUUGUGUCGGUCCAGACAAUGUUGUAAGUUUUUUUUUGUAAAUAUUCUUUAUUAAAAUAUUUAAUUAGAAGUAAGGUCUACAGAAUAGUUAUCUGUCGCUUAUCUUGUAUGUUUAUUAAAUGAAUGUCUAUUAUAUACAAUUAUCAAUUGAUAAUUUAUUAUGUUCUAUGUAAAAUUUUGAAAUAAAUAAUCCUUUAGGCAUUUGAUAAAAUUUAAUAUUCAAUAACUUUACAAAAUAUAACUCUUAAUACCAAAUUGUAGUUACCUACAUUAUUAUAUAGUUAAAAUAAUGUACAUUCUAUUCCAUAAAUAUCAACCUUUACGUUGUACAUUGAUCUAAAAAAUGUCUAAGUAAUCAUUUUACCACACUAUCGUCCCAAAGGUUAGUGAGUGAUUUUAGAGUAUCUUUUACAAAGACAUUACUUUAGUAUACUUCUUAUAUUUUUAUAUAAAUUUGAAAAUUUAUAAGAAUUAUUUUGCAGUUACUAUCAUUUAUUGACUGUUGUAAAAUUUCGACAAACUUUCGCGGAACAUGAACCUAAGUAUGUAAUUUAAGGUCUGAUCGUUUGAUUUAUGAAACUAUUUAAUUAUUGUGACAUCGACUUUGUACUACAUUAAAUAUUUGAAAAGAUCUUAAAAUAUUAGAUGAUCAAAUUCUAACAUAUAUCAAAUUAAAUGUAUGAUUAACGUGCAAUCGAUGUUUAGUAAUAAUAUGUGUAGUAGUUUUGUCUCAAUCAUCUUCUAAUUACUAAUAUGCUAUAUUAUCACUUCGUAGAUGUUAAAUAUUAUAUCAAGUAUGUAGUUAUUCCAAUUAAAAAUAAGCAACUUUUAAAAUAAAUAACAGAACAACGUGCAAUUUCAGAAAGAACGUUUAUUUAUAAAAAGGUUAUUAUUCUAUGUCAUAUGCAAUCGCAAUAAAGCAACUAAAGUUUUAAAUUU
Molecule: messenger RNA, 3662 nt
Organism: Nymphalis io (European peacock)
Lineage: Eukaryota; Metazoa; Arthropoda; Insecta; Lepidoptera; Nymphalidae
Exons: 5
Coding region: 69-2540 (823 amino acids)
Source: RefSeq, a predicted model, not a curated record